This is a messenger RNA of Triplophysa rosa, 4840 nucleotides long. Its product is annotated as putative helicase mov-10-B.1. Gene Ontology annotation, molecular function: ATP hydrolysis activity; RNA binding; 5'-3' RNA helicase activity. The transcript is spliced from 22 exons. The record is from RefSeq and is a predicted model, not a curated record. The coding region runs from base 91 to 3153 and encodes 1020 amino acids. NCBI's taxonomy places the organism in Eukaryota, Metazoa, Chordata, Actinopteri, Cypriniformes, Nemacheilidae.
GCUGCGCUUCAUACAAGCAAGCGAGUGUGGGUCAUAUUACGCUGUAAAGCACCUCAGAACCCUCAGCAGUGAGCACUAAAGUCAGACAACAUGAGCAGAAGAAACAGAAAAAAGCAAUUUUCUCUAGCAGACAUGUGUGCGGUUGGAUUGGAUUUUAUAGAGCUGCUGGAGGAAUCCGACAGGAGAUCUAUUACAGGGAAAGAAGACCUCAGGACCAUUUACUAUAACGAGUUUAAAAACAGGGACGGAGUCAGAGAUCCAAGCUUCUCUAAUGUCCUGUAUGGAUUAAGAAAAAAAAGAAAAGCUCGCAUUACUAGAGAUGGACACGUUUACUUCAACCCUCAGGUCCGAGUGCAUUUACAGGAUCAAUGGUUUAGACCCCGUCACAGACAGCAAAACCAAGCCACGCCCACUCUGACUUACGGUAGUUCAACACCUCCUAAUGGCCAGGAGGCCUCUGACCCGACUUCGGUUCCAGGGCCAGAGGGUGGAGUCAGGGCAAGGAGAAAACUAGCUAAAGACAUACUACUCCGACUGAACACUGUAGACAGGUCUGAAUUUAUAGCUGAUAAAUAUGGGGUACGAGUGUUUUCAGAGGCACUGACAGAAGACGGCACGAUUCAGUUCUGUGUGGACAGAGCAGAAGUUCAUGAGCUGAAGCUGUUUGUGGAGAAAACGGGUCAGGAGGUGGUGUAUUUCACAUACUACACGGCCCUUCACUGGCUUCAGUGUUUUACUCUAGAGGACAGCCAGAAAGUCACACGCAACAAUCCGCUUCGCCUUCAACCAAGUGAACAAUAUGAAGUGAUCGUGAGAUUCAGAUCAAAUCACAUUGGAGUUUAUUCUGCCACACUGGCAUUUGAGUUCAAGAAAGACACCCUGGCUGACAGUUUCCACAUUGUGCGCUUCACUGAAGUGGUUUACGGAUCCGAACUUGCCACUCAACUUGGUCCCAAAGAACCAUAUAAACCCUUCAGACUUGAGCCGAAUAAAUCAACGAACUUCAAUGUGGAUGAGGGUUUUCGUCCUGAAGAUUCUACUCGAAACUAUUUGCAAUUUGUUGUGCCAUUGGCGCAAUACCCUCUUCCAUCUUACAUCCAUGAUUUGGUCAAUUUCCUGAAAAGCAGUAAUUCUUCCCGAGCUCUCACAAUACAGCUCCAGGAAUCUCGGUCUCUCCUCGAGAAUGAUCUGAAUUUUCAGGACUAUGCAAAGCGGUUUGAAUUACUGCUGUUCCUGGAGGAGGAUCAGAUGCGUAUGGACAUAAAGAGAUACAACAAAGAUGAUGUCCCCAUGGAGAAGGACAGUCAAAAUAAACGACUGCUUGUUUUAGAGCUUCCUGGUGUAUCUGAGAACCGUCCAUCAGUUCUGAGGGGAGACCAUCUGUUUCUCACCAAGAGUGAAGAAAUCACUGCCUUAAAUGUAACGAAAUACAAGGGCUACGUCCACAGAGUAGAACUGGACCAGGUCAAACUGGGCUUCUCCAACAGGCUGCUUGCCAAUUUCAUAGACAAUAUGAAAUUUCGUGUGGAGUUUACUGUCAAUCGUCUCCCACUAAAACUGCAACACCGGGCAGUGAACAUGGCGGUCCAACACAACCUCAGAGGUGUGCUGUUUCCUGACAGCUUGAGGAACACGAACCCUGUGUAUGCACCUAACCUGAGACUCUUUGAUUUAAAGCUGGAAAGAAAACAAGAACAGAAAACCGCAGUAUGCAACAUCGUCGCAGGUGUGUCAAAGCCGGCACCGUACUUGGUAUUUGGACCUCCUGGCACAGGCAAAACUGUCACAAUAGUGGAGGCCAUCAAACAGGUGGAGAAGAACAUACCUGGUGCUUUUAUUCUAGCAUGUGCUCCAUCUAACAGUGCCGCUGAUCAACUGUGUGAAAAACUGAUCAGCAGCCAACAUGUUGACAAAGGGAAAAUCUACAGAAUCUAUGCCAGUUCACGCAAUCCUAAAGAUAUUCCUGCAGCUCUAGUGAGAAACAGCAAUGUGGAAGGAGAUACGAUUAUGUUCCCAUGUAAAGAGGAUCUAAUGUCCUAUGAGAUCCUGGUCAGUACUCUGGUCACUGCAGGCAGGCUGGUCAGUGGAGGUGUUCCUGUGGGUCAUUUCUCUCACAUCUUUGUGGAUGAAGCAGGACAUGCUGUGGAGUCAGAGACCAUCAUCAGUGUAGCUGGUUUGCUAGAUGCAGAGACCGGACAACUUGUUUUGGUUGGUGAUCCCAAGCAGCUGGGGCCAAUUCUGAGAUCUCCUUUUGCCAUCAGAUACGGACUAGGUCUUUCAAUGCUGGAGAGGUUGAUGACACAGAAUGAACUUUAUCAAAAAGGUGCAACAGGAUAUGACAACCGCUAUGUCACCAAGCUACUGAAGAACUACAGGUCUCAUCCAUCCAUUCUGAAAGUUCCUAAUGAGUUGUUCUAUGAUGGGGAGUUGAUGGCGUGUGCAGAUGAGAUCAGCUCGAACCAAUUUUGCGGCUGGGAGCAACUACCUAAAAGAGACUUCCCUGUGAUUUUCCAUGGAGUGAUUGGGAAGGACGUUAGAGAGUCAAACAGCCCCUCAUUCUUCAACACCUCUGAAAUCGAGAUCAUCAUGAAAUACCUGGAGAAGCUGCUCCUGACACAGGCCAAGAAAGGCAUCGCUAAAAUGUCCCCCAAAGAGAUCGGCAUUAUCGCCCCCUACAGGAAGCAGGUGGAGAAAAUCAGGCAAGCCAUCAAAAUACACAGAGAGCUUAAAUCCUUCAUGGGCAUUGAAGAGCUCAAGGUUGGUUCAGUGGAAGAAUUUCAAGGCCAGGAGAGGAAAGUGAUCAUUGUGUCAACUGUUCGCAGUAGCAAGGAGAACAUCACUUUUGAUGAAACAUUCAACAUUGGUUUCCUCAAAAAUGAGAAGAGAUUCAAUGUGGCGGUGACGAGAGCCAAAGCUCUGCUGAUUAUAGUGGGAAACCCCAUCAUUCUACAGACAGAUACAAACUGGGGCAGGUUUAUUAAGUACUGCACUGAUGAGGGAGGUUAUACCGGAUAUGAUAUUUCCAAUUUGGAGGAACCAGAUGACGUUGUUGAUCGCUUGCUUGCUCUUAAUAUGCAUGCACUGGUGCUGGUGGAAACAGAGGAGAGUGUCGUCCAACAAUAUGUGAAUCCGGGUUGGAGACAUGAACACUGAAGUGCAGAUAAUUCUCAAAGCCACACUUCUUUAGUUAUAUAUUAGCUAUUUUGUGUAAGAAUAGAUUCAUUUAAGAGCAUUAAUCUUUGUCAUGUUACACAAGGAAAACAUUUGUGACCAAGUCUAUAAACUAGGCUAAAGUCUUAAAAUCUAAUUCUGAGAUAACAAGCCUCAAAGUUUGAUUUCAAUCAUUAAUUUCACUAUGAUUUUAAUGUUUGACAUGGCCUUACUUACAGAAGGCUCUUUUAUACGAUGUAGAAUGUAUAAUAUAAUACAUAUAAUAAUAACAGUGUAUUACAAAAAAUUAUACUUUGUCUGCUAUCAGUAUGAAAUAAAUAUAAGCAUAUUGAACACAUGGUUAGUAAACCAUAUUAUUAUUUUACUGCAAUCAACCCUUUAGCCAGAUUUUAUUUUAGACACAAUGUUAACUCAUCCAACCAGUUACAAGAAGCCAUGCAAUGACAAGGCAACGCGUGUUAACCUUAAUUUAAUAUCGUGUAAUAAUUUAUUGUGGUAAUGACCAGGCUGCACAGAUGUUAAUGCGCGAUGAAUGACUCUGACUGUUUGUUUUAGGGUGGAUUUUGUUUGCGUUCUUGUUGGCUUAAACCCGCUGUACAAUGACAAUGUCUUGAUAAACCAAAAUAAAGCAAAUGCUGGAAACAAAAUGUGAAUAAUUUCUCGGACCAAUGGUUUGUCAAUAAAAGUGUUUCAAGUACAGAACAGCAAUUUCUUCAUGUGAUUAUACAGCAUAUGGCGCUGCCUACUGGCCACUGGGAGUACUGCUACAUCCUAUCUAUCAUGUAUCAGAUUCAGUUUUUGGAGCACUCGUUUUAGAGCUGUUCAGGUUACCAAACACAGUCUUACAACCCCACAAAGAAUGUUUUAUUAGCUGCUUAAAGCUGAACUGUGUAAUUUUGGAGUACCAAGCAACAGGUUUAUGUUAAAGUGUAGUUCACCCCAAAAUAAAAAUGCUGUCAUCAUAUACUCACCCUCUUGUCAUUUCAAACCUAUGAAUUUCUUUUUCACAGAACACAAAAGAAUAGAUUUUGUCCCCCACACCUCGUCAAAUAUAGCCAUUUUGGUUGAGCUAGCAUUGCUGGUCAGGAAGCUCUGACAAACAGAGCAAUGUUUACAUAGUGCCAGUGUUUACACUCUUCAGAGUAAAUCAACCUACAGCUGUCUCUGGAUAUUAAACUGAUAAGUAAAAAAACAAACACUUCCCCCUUAAUUUUUUAUUUCUUUAAACCAAAUAGUUUUUUUCCUCUCUUGAUCACUUUGCUAUGCAGAAUGCUUUUGAAUAAAAUCAACAUGCAGGACAACAGUCAUAGGAACAGUAUAUUGCACCACUGACCCAGAAAUGUGCAUCUCAUGUGUAAGCUUUAUCUGUUUGUAUAAAAGGCCUUAUUUAUUCUAAGACCUGAUGACUUCUUUCGCUCAUCUCAUCAAGACUGUCAAAUCAACCAUCUAUUUUAGAGAACUUCUGAGUGAGAGGGCAAAGACCCAUCUCAAUCCAACAACAAAAAAUGUCAGAUGGUCAUCAUCUUUAAAGCAGGUAUAAUUUUUCCUAGGAGUUUGAGUGAUUUAUCUUGACUUGAUAACACCUUUGAUAUUGUAACACACUGUACCAGAGACAGAGCCAAAAGGAUUAUUUUGUGUUUGAAACACACGCACACACACAGUGAACUAA